Messenger RNA from Phoenix dactylifera (date palm), 618 nucleotides. RefSeq lists its product as uncharacterized. The record is from RefSeq and is a predicted model, not a curated record. NCBI's taxonomy places the organism in Eukaryota, Viridiplantae, Streptophyta, Magnoliopsida, Arecales, Arecaceae.
AUGAGGGUCCCUGAGCUCCGAUCGCCUCUCCAUCUCGCUUCCCGAGCUCCGAUCGGCGUCCUCGAGCACAACCCCGACCUCCGCCACUCCGCCUUCAAGCCCACCUCGCCUGCCGCCAAGGCGGUCGUCGACCAACUCCUCCGGAUCGCCGACAAGGGCAUCCUCGACGAUCUUCUGAUUUCCAGCAUCACCGCUCUCGGCUGCCUGUCGAAGACCUUCCGGGCGACGGAGACGCGGAUCAUCGGGCCUCUGGUGCGGCUGCUGGACGAGAGGAAAGCCAUCGUGUCGAGGGAGGCGGUGAUUGCCCUGACCAAGUUCGUGUGCAAGGAGAAUUUCCUUUGCGUCGAGCAUUCCAAGGCCAUCAUCGAAGCCGAAGGGGCCAAGCACCUCGUCCAGCUGGUGUAUUUUGGGGAGCAGCUCCAGACCGAGGCGUUGAUUCUCUUGUGUUACGUCUCCCUCAACGUGCUGGAGAGUGAGGAUCUCGCACAGGCAGGGGUCCUUGCGGUCCUCGCCUGGGCUUCGAAGCAGGGGCACUUGGUGCAGGACUCCAGGGUGGACUCCUCCUUGCCGGAGGCCAGAGGUCGGAUGGAGCUCUAUCAAUCAAGAAGAUCUCGAUGA